Exophiala oligosperma is the source of this 1841-nucleotide messenger RNA. RefSeq lists its product as uncharacterized. Lineage: Eukaryota; Fungi; Ascomycota; Eurotiomycetes; Chaetothyriales; Herpotrichiellaceae. Gene Ontology annotation, molecular function: histone binding. The transcript is spliced from 3 exons. Gene Ontology annotation, cellular component: Rpd3L-Expanded complex; Rpd3L complex; cytoplasm. Gene Ontology annotation, biological process: regulation of gene expression. Bases 126 to 1436 code for a protein of 436 amino acids. The record is from RefSeq and is a predicted model, not a curated record.
CUUCAAAAAGUCCUUGCGCUGAGAGAUUUCCAACCCCCAGGGAAAUCUAUGUACGCCUAAUUCGUUCUUCAUCUCCUUGAGUCGUUGUUACCGAUCUCCUAUCCGCCAACACUUUCUCUUACACUAUGGCAGACGACGAGGAAAACAUGAGCGAAGAGCUCAACAAUGAGGAUGCGGAGACCGAACAGAAGAUCAUCAACGAAGAAUACAAGACGUGGAAGAAGAAUGCGCCCUUUCUUUACGAUAUGAUUCUCAGUACGGCCCUGGAUUGGCCCACACUGACCACGCAAUGGAUGCCCGAUGUCCACGACGUUCCUGGCACCAACUACCUCAGGCACCGUCUCCUUAUUGGUACACAUACCGCCCCAGGCCAGCCCAAUUACCUAGAAAUAGCGCAAGUCCAAUUACCCAAGCCCAAGAAACCGGAUGUGAAAGACUACAAUGAAGAGACUGGAGAGAUCGGAGGCUAUGGUGGAGGACCUGCCGGCAAGAACCAGUUAGAAGUCAAGUUCAACAUCAUCCAGAAGAUUGACCACCCGGGCGAGGUCAACAAAGCUCGAUACCAGCCUCAGAAUCCAAACCUCAUCGCCACCAUGUGCACGGAUGGACGAGUAAUGGUGUGGGACAAGAGCAAGCUAUCAGGUCGUCCUUCAGGGACCCCAACACCGGCUAUCGAGCUUCAUGGGCAUGAGCGGGAAGGAUACGGCCUCAGCUGGGAUCCCCGUCAGGCUGGCCAGCUUGCUACCGCUAGCGAAGACUCCACGGUCAGAUUAUGGGACAUCACACAAGCAUCAAGAGCCAACAAUGUGUUGAAAGAGUCGAGCAAAUACACACACCACAACAGUAUUGUCAAUGAUGUGCAGUACCAUCCCAACCUUGGCAACAUGGUCGGCACUGUGUCGGACGAUAUGACGAUGCAGAUCCUCGACUUGAGACAAUCUGACACUACCAGGUCCGCCUUGAAAUGCGACAAUGCACAUAGGGAUGCCAUCAAUGCCAUCGCUUUCAACUUGGCUGUUGAUCAGCUCGUUGCUACAGGCAGUGCCGACAAAUCAAUCGCAAUUUGGGAUCUCCGGAAUAUCAAUCACAAGCUACAUGUCCUCGAAGGUCAUAAUGAUAGUGUCACGACAUUAGAGUGGCAUCCAUUUGAAGAGUCAGUGAUUGCAUCUAGCAGCUAUGAUCGAAGGAUCAUGUUCUGGGAUCUGGCCAGAGUCGGCGAGGAACAAACCCCCGAAGACAGUGAGGAUGGGCCACCGGAGUUGUUGUUCAUGCACGGAGGACAUACCAACCGAAUCAGCGACUUCUCGUGGAAUAAAAACAGCCCAUGGGUGGUUUGCAGUGCCGCCGAUGACAACCUGAUUCAGGUUUGGAAAGUCGCAGAGGCUAUUGUAGGACCUGAUGACGAGGACGUCCCUAUGAACGAGCUCGAGGGCUAGGAAUCCAACCAGUAUUUAUGGCAAUUGUCUCUUCUUUCAUGCAACCCGUGGGCUAGGACGAUGCAGUUCGGUUUAAAUGCCUACGACACGUCUUGGCUUGAUGCCUUUGACAUUUGACGAUAGGGACUUGAUGAUUGAAAAGCUGGUGUUGGUGAAAGGGUUUCAACAAACUGCAGGCUCUCCCAGUGAAUCAGUGGCAUGGAGGUGCAAGGUGUUCUGGCCAUCAGGAAAAAAAGGUGACCCGUGAACGAGAUUCCUGCCUGAGCUGGCUAAGGACCUAGGUACUGCUUAUCGAAGACUGCAAAAGUAUGAUCAUGACCUCGAUAUCGCGUAGUUCAGGUAUUGAUCUUUGUGAGAUUAUAUGGGUACCUCGUACUCGUAUUAAGGACUGCCUACAGAGACCCC